CUCUCUCUCUCUCUCUCUCGCUCUGCUUGUCUCCUUCUCAUUCAAUUACAUUCUCCUAAUCUUCUAUCAUCAUGCCUGCUGGAUCUGUUCUCGUCACAGGUGGCACUGGCUACAUUGGCUCCUUCACCACCCUCGCUCUCCUCGAGGCCGGUUACAAGGUCGUCGUUGCUGAUAACCUCUACAAUUCCUCCGCAGAGGCUCUGAACCGCAUUGAAUUGAUCUGUGGCAAGAAGGCUGAGUUCGCUCAGCUUGAUGUGACUGAUGAGGCUGCCUUUGAUAAGGUCUUUGAAGCUCACCCCGACAUUGACAGCGUUAUCCACUUCGCUGCUCUGAAGGCUGUCGGUGAAUCUGGUGAGCGUCCUCUGGACUACUACCAUGUUAACGUAUAUGGCACCAUCUGCCUCCUGCGCUCCAUGGUCCGCCACAAUGUCACCAACAUUGUCUUCUCCAGCUCCGCCACCGUCUACGGUGAUGCCACCCGUUUCCCCAACAUGAUCCCCAUCCCCGAAGAGUGCCCUCUCGGCCCUACCAACCCUUACGGCAACACCAAAUUCGCCGUUGAGACCGCCAUCACCGAUCUCAUCAACGCUCAGCGCAACAACGCCAUCAAGGCCGGAAACGAGGCUGAGGCCACCAAGUGGAACGCCGCUUUGCUCCGCUACUUCAACCCUGCUGGUGCCCACCCCAGCGGUAUCAUGGGCGAGGACCCUCAGGGUGUCCCCUACAAUCUGCUUCCCCUCCUGGCCCAGGUCGCCACUGGCAAGCGCGAGAAGCUGCUCGUCUUCGGAGACGACUACGAGUCCCAUGACGGAACCGCCAUCCGUGACUACAUCCACAUCCUCGACCUGGCUGACGGCCACUUGAAGGCCCUUAACUACCUCCGCUCCAACAACCCCGGAGUCCGUGCCUGGAACCUGGGUACCGGCCGUGGCAGCACUGUGUACGAGAUGGUCCGCGCCUUCUCCAAGGCUGUCGGCCGCGACCUGCCCUACGAGGUCGCUCCCCGUCGGGCUGGUGAUGUCCUCAACCUGACUUCCAACCCCAGCCGUGCCAACAAGGAGCUCGGCUGGAAGGCAGAGCGUACCCUCGAGCAGGCCUGCGAGGAUCUCUGGCUGUGGACCCGCAACAACCCCCAGGGAUACCGGCAACAGCCCCCCGCCGAGCUGCUGGCACAGCUGAAGAAAUAGAUAAUAUAUGAGACAUUUUUUAUUGGUUUUGGGAUAGUUUGAAUGGGGAUCGAUUUCACGAAAAGUGUGGGGAAAGGGAAUAGUGACGAAUUACCCGACUGAACAUGUUAGAUUGAAUGAGACGAAUUUCUUUUCUUUUCCUUUCACUCCCACACACACACACACACACACACACACACACACACACUCUCUCUCUCUCUCUCUCUCUCUCUCUCUCUCUCUCUCUCUCUCUAUUGUGCCCAAGGCUCUGAUUCUCCUACUGCUUCACUAGAUACAGAUAUGUAAAAUAGCUGGGAGGAUGUUGCAGG
Messenger RNA from Aspergillus ochraceoroseus IBT 24754, 1495 nucleotides. RefSeq names its product NAD-dependent epimerase/dehydratase family protein. Gene Ontology annotation, biological process: beta-D-galactose catabolic process via UDP-galactose, Leloir pathway. The record is from RefSeq and is a predicted model, not a curated record. Gene Ontology annotation, cellular component: cytosol. NCBI's taxonomy places the organism in Eukaryota, Fungi, Ascomycota, Eurotiomycetes, Eurotiales, Aspergillaceae. The coding region runs from base 72 to 1187 and encodes 371 amino acids. Gene Ontology annotation, molecular function: UDP-glucose 4-epimerase activity. The transcript is spliced from 4 exons.